CAAAGAAAAAAACAAAAGAAAAAAGCAAAUAAAAGAGAGAAAAAAAGACAGAAGGGUUUUGACCUUCUUCUCCUUUCAGUAUCGGCCGUCGUCCGCACAGCAUUAGGUUUCAAUACAGAAGAGAAGAAUUGUAGGAGAAAGAUGUUGUACAUCAUAGGUUUAGGGUUAGGAGACGAAAGAGACAUAACGCUGAGAGGGCUCGAGGCCGUCAAGAAGUCUCAGAAAAUCUACAUGGAAGCUUACACUUCUCUUUUGUCCUUUGGUCUCUCUUCUGAUGGUCUUUCCAAUCUCGAAAAGUUUUAUGGGAAACCGAUCACACUUGCUGAUAGAGAAAUGGUGGAAGAAAAGGCAGGGGCUAUGAUUGAAGAAGCUAUUGACAAUGACAUCGCUUUUCUCGUUGUUGGUGAUCCCUUUGGAGCUACAACGCAUAGCGAUCUUGUUGUUAGAGCUAAGAAACUCGGUGUGAAGGUAGAGGUAGUGCACAACGCAUCUGUCAUGAACGCUGUUGGGAUCUGUGGUCUGCAGCUUUACCACUACGGAGAGACGGUCUCGAUACCGUUCUUCACCGAGACUUGGAGGCCUGAUAGCUUUUACGAGAAGAUCAAGAAGAACCGCGCUCUCGGACUGCACACGCUCUGCUUGCUUGAUAUCCGAGUGAAGGAGCCUACUUUCGAGUCUCUUUGCAGAGGAGGGAAGAAACAGUACGAGCCGCCUAGGUAUAUGAGUGUUAAUACGGCCAUCGAGCAGCUGCUGGAGGUCCAGCAGAAGCGUGGUGAUUCUGUGUACGGUGAAGAGACUGAGUGUGUGGGUUUUGCGAGGCUUGGCGCUGAGGACCAGAAGAUUGUUUCCGGGACGAUGAAGCAACUGGAGGGUGUUGAUUUUGGAGCUCCGUUGCAUUGUCUUGUGAUAGUUGGCAAGACUCAUCCCGUGGAAGAAGAGAUGUUGGAGUUUUACAAAUACGGAACUGCGAGUUAAAAGACCAUUGGGACUGAAGAAGGCUCAAGAGGGGAGGCAAGAACGUUUGAGAUGUCUCUUUGAGUAAGAGAUUGAAACUAGGAACCGAUGUGUCAGCAGUUUUGUUCAUUUUUAAUUUGCGUUUUUAAUGAGAAGAGUGUAUUGAAAUAUUCAUUUGGCUCGACUUCGGGGUGCAUGCACUUUGUAUUUGUUUCACUGAGAAUUUCAGUUUGUGAUUUA
Messenger RNA from Raphanus sativus (radish), 1194 nucleotides. RefSeq names its product probable diphthine methyl ester synthase. NCBI's taxonomy places the organism in Eukaryota, Viridiplantae, Streptophyta, Magnoliopsida, Brassicales, Brassicaceae. The record is from RefSeq and is a predicted model, not a curated record. Gene Ontology annotation, biological process: protein histidyl modification to diphthamide. Bases 142 to 975 code for a protein of 277 amino acids. The transcript is spliced from 4 exons. Gene Ontology annotation, molecular function: diphthine synthase activity.